This is a messenger RNA of Candidula unifasciata, 1452 nucleotides long. The record is from the annotation of a GenBank genome assembly. NCBI's taxonomy places the organism in Eukaryota, Metazoa, Mollusca, Gastropoda, Stylommatophora, Geomitridae.
GAUUCAGGAAGUAGCUCAGCCAGCGAUGAGGAAUUAGAUGAUGAUGAUGAUGAUGAUGAUGAGGAAGAGCCAGAUCAACAACCACACCCAGGCUUGGCCACAUCCGCAGUGUCAGUUCCCGCAGUGAGCUUUAUGCCAGCUAGUCCGUCACUAGAGGGCACACCUUCUACAGUGACAUCGGCGUCGUCACACAAGUCGUUGUCUCCCAUCAAGACACCAUCACCAGAUGACCCCAGUGGCCAGGUAAUUUACACAAUGUAUUACGAUGUGGGGAUCCCGUCACCUGUGAUGUCUUCAAUUGCCCCACGGAGACAGAGUCUGGGCGGAAAAGUGUCCUUUGUUUUAGGUGAGGAGUCGGGGUCUGCCAACCAGCAGCCUUCAGACAUGUCUGAUGCUGGUCUCAUGGAUGGUCCGGCUGUAGACAGUGACAAGGAAAAUAUGGGACGGAGGAAGAAGAGGCGAGGUGAUGAGAGCAGAAGGCGGGGCAGCAGUGAUGGGGAUAUGCAGGACUCGGGCCAUGCCUUGUCAAAGGUUCCCAGUGCGGAAGAAAGCCAGUCAACACGUUCUGGUAGACGGAAACAUCAUCACCACCAUCGAGAGCAUUUCCGCACCGAAGAUUUAAUCAUGAGGAGGCAGAAGGGCAGUGAGGUGGUGUUGAGUGAAAACUUCAAGAUUUCCCCAACGGAAUCGGAGGAGGCUAACAUGUUGUACAAGGCUGAUUUGGAUGAGAUGACCAGUCACAGGUUUGAGGAUCAGAGAGGCAUCAGGCGGCACAAAAUUGGACGCAAGAAGGGAGCCUUCCAGUCUGUUGUACACAUGGGCAAAAGCCACCAUGAGAAGAAACCCAGGCCCGCCAAGAAAUACGACCACAGCCCUCAUGAGGUGUUUGUGGAGCUGGAUGAGCUCCACUUUGCAGGAGAUGACAUGAUGGAAUGGAGGGAAAAAGCCAGAUGGAUCAAGUUUGAGGAAGAUGUGGAGGAGGGAGCAGAAAGAUGGGGCAAGCCACAUGUGGCGUCGUUGUCAUUUCAUUCCCUGCUUGAACUACGCAGAGGAUUAGAGCGAGGAACUCUGUUGUUGGACCUGGAAGCCAAUGACCUGACAUCAAUCAUCCACAGCGUGGUGGAGAACCUGGUCAUCAGGGAUUUAGUGGAGGAGGAAGUCAAGGGAAAACUGCUACGUACUCUGCUGCUGAAGCACAAGCAUGUCAAUGGGCGGUCAGCCUUCCUGCGCCGCAACUUAUCGUAUGUUAACUUGGCCAGCAUGGAUAGUUCCGCAAAAAGACACCAGCAGCACGACAAGGGGUUGCUGAGUUCCAUAUCCCAGAGCAGUUUUGGUUCCACCUUUGGUCUGAACAAAUCUCCAAGCCAGCUGUCCAUCAUCGACAAGAAACGCAGAGAGGGCAAAGCAGCGGCCAAACUGGAGAUGGUCAAAGUGGAUGUGGACAACAACAUG